GCAAAGUUACUUGAUGGCUGCCAGGCAGCAGACAGCUAACUGUGGCUGUAAAGGCAUCCGAACGUGUCUGAAAUGUGAGGCAAAUGAGAACAAGCGACAUCUGCUGAAUAAGAAAGACUCGGUACGUUAUGAUUUUACCUACGAUCCGGAAUCAAAACUGGCAGUGCCAGAUGGCGGUAACAUUCAGCAGGCUUUUCCAUUCCCUGGUGUGUUCCUCUGGGAGAACUUUAUCUCUGAGGAUGAGGAAACAGAGCUGGUUGCAAAAAUGGACCAAGAAGUCUGGAAAGAGUCUCAGUCUGGUCGGUGUAAACAGGACUUUGGACCGAAGGUAAACUUCAAAAAGCGCCGUAUACGCCUUGGGGGAUUCAGUGGCCUGCCUGCAACCAGUCAUAAGCUUGUGGACAGAAUGACCAGAGAGCCACUGCUGGCUGAUUUCCACCCGGUAGAGCAGUGCAACCUGGAGUACUGCCCCGAACGCGGCUCUGCCAUCGACCCUCAUCUGGAUGACAGCUGGCUGUGGGGGGAGCGCCUGGUGACUCUCAAUCUCCUCUCUGACACCGUGAUCACCAUGAGCUUAGACCAGGGCUGGGGGGACAUGGACCGAGGCGAGGUCAGGGUGGCUGUAAAUAUGCCUCGGCGGUCUUUAUUUGUGCUGUACGGUGAGGCGCGCCACCGGUGGAAACACGCCAUUCGCCGGGAACACGUUCACGACAGGAGAGUGUGCAGUACCUUCAGAGAGCUGACUGCUGAGUUUCUGCAUGGUGGACAGCAGGAGAAGCUGGGAUCAGAGCUGCUGGAUGUAGCGUCGAGUUUUAAAGGUGUUCCUUUGUAGAAAUGGUUUCGUGUUGGGUUAUUUAUGGAUGAACUGGAUGAAUUCAGUAUACCCCAGUGUUUGGUUUUAAACAUGAAAAGUCUGUUUAUUUGCUUGAGAUGAUAUUCAGUCUUGUCUCGUAGUCAUGUGUGUGUAUGGUGUGAGCAAAUCUGUGGUUUAAAAAAAAAAAUUCUCAAUAAAGAGCGACAUGGGGGAAAAAUGUAGUAAUAAUACAGUGGAAAAGGAAAUGUAUUUAAAAGUUCUGACUGCAAAGUUGAAUUCUGGGCAAAAUGUUCUAUUUCAAUAGCUGUUCGAGGUUCAGGAUGUUUUUGCUGCUACACACACACACACACACACACACCGUAUAUCCUAUGUGUGAAUGUUUUGCCAAGAUAAAAAGCGUCCCACAUUUUACGAUUCCGGAGAGCGCCGAAGCAAGUGAGAAACAAUAUCACGUGACCACCGGUUGGGGCAUGUUUGACCAACUUUUAACCAAAACAAGUCGGACUCGGCUGUCCCACCAGCGGAAAAGAAAAGGGAAGUCUGUCUAGUGAGUGCAACUGCAAGAUAGAACAAGGUUAGAUGACGCGUCAUUUUUCUGGACAGAUAAUUAAAUCAUUCUAGCUAGCGCUUAGCUAUCUUAGCCUCAGAAUGCACGGGCUCGACUCCAUGGUAGCAAGUAUAGAGUUAUACACCUAAUGUUUUGAUCUUACAGAGAAAGAAACGAUAACACAAAAGCAGUAACAGAGAAAAGAUAUAAAUAUUUGUCUUUUGUGUCAUGGAUCUAUUCACGAAUGUCAACCGCAGAUUACAUCCCUGCGACUCGAAACUCUCCGAGGUUGAUGCAGAGGCAUGAUGUUUUCUUGGUGGCGUCGCCAUCUUGGUGUGAUGCAGUUCCAUGGUUAUGCGUUCGGCUGUUUCCAUAGGGCCGUACUGUUUACCUCAAGACAGGCUUGUAGUACUUGAAUCCGACUCAUGCCCUAAUUUUAAGGACUUGUGACUUGACUCGGACUCGUGCAUCAACUGCGUUCAGACUCGGAAUUUUUCUUUAUUUUUUUGUAACAUGCCAUAAUAAUUUGGCGUAAGAUAUUUAUAUCGGCAUUCAUUUUUAUACUAAUUUUGUGCAAGAGAAUGCACAUUCACCUGUUCAUACAUCACGUUCAGGAACAAACUAACGUUAACGGCGCUAAAAUGCCUGGAGAGAAGCCCCUAGGAUUGUCCGAUUUGCUUCUACAGACUUCUCGUGCAGUGGGAAAAAAUGCUGUGUGUUCCAUGUGUAGAAGAACUAUCGAGGAGACGACGGGGACAACCUCGAACUUCAGUCUUCAUUUGGUAAGACUCCACCCAGAGAAGGAAGUGACAUGCUAUGUCCAUUGCUCUGUUGAUAGUGGGUGGGGCUUGCUGAGCGAUGAACCUCAUCUCAUCUCAUUAUCUCUAGCCGCUUUAUCCUGUUCUACAGGGUCGCAGGCAAGCUGGAGCCUAUCCCAGCUGACUA
This is a messenger RNA of Neoarius graeffei (lesser salmon catfish), 2306 nucleotides long. It is a transcript of the gene alkbh4, whose product is annotated as alkB homolog 4, lysine demthylase. Gene Ontology annotation, cellular component: contractile ring; midbody. The coding region runs from base 14 to 832 and encodes 272 amino acids. Gene Ontology annotation, biological process: oxidative demethylation; actomyosin structure organization; protein demethylation. Gene Ontology annotation, molecular function: oxidoreductase activity; demethylase activity; actin binding. The transcript is spliced from 3 exons. The record is from RefSeq and is a predicted model, not a curated record. Lineage: Eukaryota; Metazoa; Chordata; Actinopteri; Siluriformes; Ariidae.